Molecule: messenger RNA, 163 nt
Organism: Acaulospora morrowiae
Lineage: Eukaryota; Fungi; Glomeromycota; Glomeromycetes; Diversisporales; Acaulosporaceae
Source: the annotation of a GenBank genome assembly
GAACGGAAAUGAUAAGUUGAAAAAGGAGGGUAAAGGAAUAAGGCUGGUUACCUCGUAUGAAAGAAUAGAUUUUGAGUUGCCAGCUUGUCAAAAGAAAAAUUUACUUUUAUCGCAAAAUUCUUUAUUAAAAUAUCGUCAAGAAUUUGAUGAAAAUUAUGAAUGA